Molecule: messenger RNA, 501 nt
Organism: Thermochaetoides thermophila DSM 1495
Lineage: Eukaryota; Fungi; Ascomycota; Sordariomycetes; Sordariales; Chaetomiaceae
Exons: 1
Coding region: 1-501 (166 amino acids)
Biological process (GO): nuclear-transcribed mRNA catabolic process, RNase MRP-dependent; tRNA processing; intronic box C/D snoRNA processing
Cellular component (GO): nucleolar ribonuclease P complex; ribonuclease MRP complex
Molecular function (GO): ribonuclease MRP activity
Source: RefSeq, a predicted model, not a curated record
AUGACAACAACAAGCCAACACCAGCACCCCACCAACCGCUCCCCGGAAGCGAUGGACAUCGAUCUUCCCCCCUCAACCUUCGACAAAACGAAAUUUAUCAAAACAUCCAAAACUCGUGUCCUCACCACAGCAACUCUGUCCCAUCCCCCCUUCUCAUACGCCCACCUCGCUGUCACACAGCUCCCUAAUGAUGAAAAACAACAACAGCCCGAGUUAGAAUUAGACGCCCUGCAAGUGAAAUCAUAUCUGACCUCCGCGUUACGGCAAUUCCUUGGUGCCACGGGCGCCGCUAUCCCCGUUGACAUCUUGCUUGUGAAAGGGCAGGAUGCGUGGGUGCGUGUGCCGCGCGAGGAUUUGGCGGCUUUUGCAGCGGCGGUGACUGCGUUUCCGGGGACGAGUAGCGAUUCUGGGGGUACAUUGUUAUUGCAGAUUAAGGCGUGUGGUGACUGGUUGGGUGCGUUGAUUGCCAGGGCGAGCGAGGGGGAUGUUUGGACGAGAUGA